Messenger RNA from Colletotrichum acutatum, 949 nucleotides. RefSeq lists its product as uncharacterized. Lineage: Eukaryota; Fungi; Ascomycota; Sordariomycetes; Glomerellales; Glomerellaceae. The record is from RefSeq and is a predicted model, not a curated record. The coding region runs from base 271 to 786 and encodes 171 amino acids. The transcript has 2 exons.
AGAUGCCUUACACAGUACACUACGCACAAGAAAGAGCGGGGACCGCAAGGCACCCAUUCCCCCGCCGCUUCAUGCUCUCCAAGAGAAAGCCUCGCCUACUGCACCACAUACAUUGCACCUCGACCGACUCACAUCACAGUACAACACUACACUACAACAGUGGACAGUGGUGAUCCAGGCAAGCCAGGUUGUCCUCUACAAUGGAUCUGGAUACCCCUAGGCGCGAUGGCACUCGAAGCCGCUCGCUAACGAGACCCAGACAGGCUAUGCAUGCCUAUGCCUUGCACGCCCAGAGUUCUGAAAACCAAGGUAAGCUUCGUCUGGAUCACACUGAACCUAUUAGGCUUCGUUCACAUGGAGAGCGGAUCCCUUUUUUUUUUCAUCCUUUCCUCGGCCCUACUACGACUACACUACCAGAUAGACGUACCUACGGCACUGUCGUACAGGCUUCAACCACGUUCCAAACUUUCGGCAGAAUGCCCCCGGUUCCCUGCCAAGCGUGCCUUGGCCAUUGCAAAGUCUCGCCCAUCUUUAUUAUUCCGCAGUACCUAUGUUCGCGCCGGGUUUAUGGGCAUUGGGCAUGCAUUGUUUGACGAAAGUGGGCGCGCGGGCAUGCAGAUACAGUACGGAUACUCCAGUCUCCGUGAAGGAAAAAGAAACGAAACAAGAUCGGUGCCCACUGCUUCUAUGAUCUCAAAUUCUUGGGGGAGAAACACAGGGGGGAGAGGGCCUGGCCUGGACCAUCGAAUGGGCGUCAAAUGGCUACCUGACGUGUUUGUGCCCUGACAUACGGGGGACCAAAAAGAUGAUGGAGUGUCGUUGAAGACAAUUACGGGCUACUUGCAAUUGGCCCCUCCAUCAGGUCUCACCCGUUGUGAGAAAGCGUGUAAUUGGGACACAUACGGCCCAAACGUCCACGCUCGCAAGCACCCCCGCAAAUUCGUUCGAA